AUGGCCCAAUCCAACUCAUCAGUAUACAGCCCUGAAAAGACCAAGCAGAAAUUGACUGAGGAAGAGCUGCUGGUGUUACAAUCUCACCUAGAAGAAUGGAAGGAAGCCACUGGUAAGGAUAGAAAAACAAUUCUGAGGGUGGUCAUAAAAGAGACCAAGAUGCAAGCCCCUAAGAUGGAUGCCCGGCUUUUGAAGAAAAGGAAAUCUACUGCCCGGUUGGCGAUAGAACACCAGUACAAGAAGGAGAUCCUUGAAAAGACCAGAGCAAGGCCAGGAGGGAAGGAAAUGAUAAAACACUACCAGGGUGCAGUUAAUGCAAUUAUGAGUGGUUUAUCUGAAGAGCAGCUGGAGGAAGCAAAUAAGACUGUGAUAGCAUGGUCUAGCAAGACUCCUCCUACAGAUGUUCAGGCUGAGUUCACUCAGAAGAAAGCUCCUGGUAUGAUGAAGGAUCUUGCAACUCAGUUAUGGAGGCAGGCCGGUAUGAGGAUAUUCAUAUUGUCGGCAUGGAAAACUGAGGAAGGCAAACCUAACCCGGUCAUAAGAGUCAACUUCAAUGAAAAGUUGGAGGGCAAUAGUUUCACAGAUACGAAGGACUGGAAGUCCAUGUUACCAGAGUGGAAUGCCUUUGUUGGAGAAGAGUUCGCAGUUGAUUGGAAUGAUGAUGAGGAUGGCAAUGUGGAUGGGGAGGGAAAGGAGAGCAGGAACCAAAGGAGAAAGAAAGAGGAAUUCCCCAUGGAAGUGGAUUCCUAUGGGCUUUUGGUCAUACCGGAUAUUAAGCCACUUAACCUAGAGAACAAAAAGUCUCUUAUCUGGACAUUCCUCACAAAACACUAUAGGUUUUGCAGUCAAAAGCCAAAGGUGUUUGUUCCUUGGUCUGCAGUGAGAGACGCUCAGGAAGAUUUUAUCGAGAUCAAGUUUUUACCAUCUGGAGGGAAAAUCAAGGACCCGUCGAAGCUUCAGUUGCUUGAAGCCGACCGGCUCUUAGAGCACUGGCAUCAAAGACAAAAGGACAAGGUUCAGCCAACAUUUCAAUUCAAAGGCUGGCAAGACCAUGAGAAGGAGAUGAGAGAACUGGUGAAGACAAUCACAUCAUGCGACUCUAGCACUAUAUGCAGUCUAACUACAGUGCAGACUAGGGUUCCGGUGACAAAAUUAACCAGAAAGUCAUCCAGGAAGCAGACCGGAAGGGUGGCACAGGAGUCAAGUAGUGAGAGUGAGGAUGGUGAUGAAGGUGAAGGUGAAGGUGAAGGUGAGGGUGAGGGUGAAGGCAAUGAAGAGGUACAGUCACCACCUAUCAAGCUGAAAUUGACUGGAAAACGAAGCAGACCUGUCAGAUCUGUUCCAGGUAAAAAAUCACCUGCCACAUCAACUGGAAAGUCAUCUCGGAAGCCGACCGUCAGGGUGGAACAGGAGGCAAGUGGUGUGGAUGAGGAUAGAGAUGAAGAUCAUGAAGUCCAAUCACCACCUUCCAAGCUGAAAUAG
This is a messenger RNA of Suillus bovinus, 1482 nucleotides long. RefSeq lists its product as uncharacterized. The record is from RefSeq and is a predicted model, not a curated record. The coding region runs from base 1 to 1482 and encodes 493 amino acids. The transcript has 5 exons. NCBI's taxonomy places the organism in Eukaryota, Fungi, Basidiomycota, Agaricomycetes, Boletales, Suillaceae.